AUGGCUAAGAAGGCUAUCCAAUUCGGUGGUGGUAACAUCGGUCGUGGCUUCGUUGCCGAGUUCCUCCAUGAGGCUGGCUACGAGGUCGUCUUCGUUGAUGUGAUGGACCAAACCGUCAACGCCCUUCAGAACGCAGACUCGUACGAGGUCACUGAGGUUAGCGAGGAAGGUGAGAAGACCAAGACCAUCACCAACUUCCGCGCCAUCAACUCCAAGACCCACGAGAGCGAUGUCAUCCAAGAGAUCGCCACUGCCGAUGUGGUCACUUGCGCCGUCGGUCCCAACAUUCUCAAGUUCAUUGCCCCUGUGAUUGCCAAGGGUAUCGAUGCGCGCACAAUGGAGAAGCCCGUGGCUGUCAUCGCCUGCGAGAACGCCAUUGGUGCUACUGAUACACUCCAUGGUUUCAUCAAGCAACACACCGCCGAAGAUCGCGUCGAGACUCUGUAUAACCGUGCCCAGUUCGCCAACUCGGCCAUCGACCGUAUUGUCCCCAACCAGCCUCCCAACGCCGGUCUCAACGUCCGCAUCGAGAAGUUCUACGAAUGGGUUGUCGAGAAGACUCCCUUUGGCGAUGUCGGCCACCCAGAUAUCCCUGCCAUUCAUUGGGUUGACCACCUCGAGCCCUACAUCGAACGCAAGCUGUUCACCGUCAACACUGGCCAUGCUACCACAGCCUACUUUGGUCACAUCCGCGGCAAGCGCAUGAUCGCCGAGGCAUUGGCUGACCCGGAGAUCAAGGAGAUGGUGCACAAAGUCCUUGGCGAGACUGCCUCCCUCAUUACCGACAAGCACGAGAUAUCAGACGAGGAGCAGAAGGAGUACGUUGACAAGAUCAUCCAGCGUAUCUCCAACCCCUACUUGGAGGACAACGUUGAUCGUGUGGGACGCGCUCCACUGCGCAAGCUCUCCCGCAAGGAGCGGUUCAUCGGACCUGCUGCCCAGCUCGCCGAGCGCGGUCAGAAGUACGAUGCCUUGAUGGAUGCGGUCGAGAUGGCUCUGCGCUUCCAGAACGUGCCUGGUGACCAAGAGAGUGCUGAACUCGCCGACAUCCUCAAGGAACAGUCCCCUGAGUCGGCCACCAGCCAUCUAACCGGCCUGGAGGAGAAGCACCCUCUGUACCCCGCGGUCCUCGAACGGGUGCGCAAGGUGCAGGGAGUCAAGGUCUAA
Molecule: messenger RNA, 1167 nt
Organism: Aspergillus brunneoviolaceus CBS 621.78
Lineage: Eukaryota; Fungi; Ascomycota; Eurotiomycetes; Eurotiales; Aspergillaceae
Product: mannitol-1-phosphate 5-dehydrogenase
Exons: 1
Coding region: 1-1167 (388 amino acids)
Biological process (GO): mannitol catabolic process
Cellular component (GO): cytosol
Molecular function (GO): mannitol-1-phosphate 5-dehydrogenase activity
Source: RefSeq, a predicted model, not a curated record